Messenger RNA from Gorilla gorilla gorilla (western lowland gorilla), 2209 nucleotides. RefSeq names its product olfactory receptor 4M2. Gene Ontology annotation, biological process: G protein-coupled receptor signaling pathway. The transcript has 8 exons. Gene Ontology annotation, molecular function: G protein-coupled receptor activity; olfactory receptor activity. The coding region runs from base 1268 to 2209 and encodes 313 amino acids. Lineage: Eukaryota; Metazoa; Chordata; Mammalia; Primates; Hominidae. The record is from RefSeq and is a predicted model, not a curated record. Gene Ontology annotation, cellular component: membrane.
AGAAUCAGGCCUGCACAACCCCCAGUAUAUAAGGUAUGCUAAGGGCGCCUCGCGCUAUUGCAGGCUGUGGUGUGUUAUCGUGUAGUUCUCCUGCAGAGUUUGGAGAAGGCGGCAGCAGACUCUGCUGCCGCAGGCUGGAGCCUGUGGUGCCAGGGCUCGCCUUGAGUGGUGUGUGGCGGCAAUGGAGAGAGGCAGCUGGCAGUGACCGCUGCUCCGUGCCUGGCUACAAGAAGGAAAGGAGAAAGCACCUACCAUAGGCUGGAGGUUGGAGCCUGCAGGACUGUGGCUGGCCUCGCUGGCUCGCCUCCCUGGCUGGCCUCGCUGGCUCGCCUCCCUGGCUGGUCUCGCUGCGGUUGGUGGCAGCGACGGACACUGCAGCUGGCCAGAGCGUAGAAAGGCAAUGGGGUGGCUUUUUUGGCUUUGUCUGCCCAGCUGUUCCAUGCCAGGAGGAGGAGGAGUUACAUGCUGGAAGCUUGCAGAUGGCCUGGGGCUGCUGCUUGCCUUGCUGCGGUUGGUGGCAGCUACCGAGACUGCCUCGCGCCAGAGCGCAAGGUAAGCUGUCAUCAGUUGGAGGUAAGCGGAAGACAGUAGAGAGUACAGAGCCCUGGAUUGUGACUCAGAGGAUGAGCACCAGAUCCAGUUUGCUGUGCCACAGUGCCUUCUCCAAAGUCACUCACAGAAGGCAUCCCACUCAACCUCACCUUGGGGCAAAUCAAAAUAGUCCUCCUUCUGAAGCUACCGGGUAAAGCGGUGGUAGCUGUGCAGCUGCUGCUGAUCAACAGGCUCCAGAAACAGCAGCAGGAGUGGCUUUUUAUCUGAGAUCUACAACUUAUGAAGAAUACAAAUGACGUAUAUUCUUUUCUUCUCUUUGUGUAUGGAAUAGAGGGGCUUGCACAGUAGUAAGAAAAAAAUGGCUGAGACCCACAGGAACAAAGAAACAGGACAGGAGUUAGAUGCAGAGAAGAGAUUUCAACAAAAGUUUGGAAAAGAUGCUAACGGUAGCAUAUGAGUCACAGACAGAAUAUUGGCACCUUUGUUUAAGCAACUGAAUGUUAAUGUCACAUCUGCCUUUGGAGAUUACAAAUGAAAUGGCUACCUUUCUACUGGAACCCUGACCAGAAGCCUGCCAGUUAGUAAGCUGGCUUAAGAGAUCAAUCUAAAAUUUACAUAAGGCUUUUGAAAAAAAGAAAAAAGUAAGCCUUUAAAAAGGCCAAAAGGAAACUGUGGUGGAAUUAAAGCUAUAUUAUGAAAAGAGUAAAUUGAAGAAAUGGAAACUGCAAAUUACACCAAGGUGACAGAAUUUGUUCUCACUGGCCUAUCCCAGACUCGAGAGGUCCAACUAGUCCUAUUUGUUAUAUUUCUAUCCUUCUAUUUGUUCAUCCUACCAGGAAAUAUCCUUAUCAUUUGCACCAUCAGGCUAGACCCUCAUCUGACUUCUCCUAUGUAUUUCCUGUUGGCUAAUCUGGCCUUCCUUGAUAUUUGGUACUCUUCCAUUACAGCCCCUGAAAUGCUCAUAGACUUCUUUGUGGAGAGGAAGACAAUUUCCUUUGAUGGAUGCAUUGCACAGCUCUUCUUCUUACACUUUGCUGGGGCUUCGGAGAUGUUCUUGCUCACAGCGAUGGCCUUUGACCGCUAUGCUGCUAUCUGCCGACCCCUCCACUAUGCUACCAUCAUGAAUCAACAUCUCUGCUGUAUCCUGGUGGCUCUCUCCUGGAGGGGGAGCUUCAUUCAUUCUAUAAUACAGGUGGCUCUCAUUGUUCGACUUCCUUUCUGUGGGCCCAAUGAGUUAGACAGUUACUUCUGUGACAUCACACAGGUUGUCUGGAUUGCCUGUGCCAACACCUUCCCAGAGGAGUUAGUGAUGAUCUGUAGUAGUGGUCUGAUCUCUGUGGUGUGUUUCAUUGCUCUGUUAAUGUCCUAUGCCUUCCUUCUGACCUUGCUCAAGAAACAUUCAGGCUCAGGUGAGAAUACCAACAGGGCCAUGUCCACCUGCUAUUCCCACAUUACCAUUGUGGUGCUAAUGUUUGGGCCAUCCAUCUACAUUUAUGCUCGCCCAUUUGACUCAUUUUCCCUAGAUAAAGUGGUGUCUGUGUUCAAUACUUUAAUAUUCCCUUUACUUAAUCCCAUUAUUUACACAUUGAGAAACAAGGAAGUAAACGCAGCCGUGAGGAAGUUGGUCACCAAAUAUAUUUUGUGUAAAGAGAAGUGA